AUGAAGGAGAUGAUGACGCCUGACAAGCCGAAGAAGAAGAAGGAGGAGGAGAGGAAGAAGAAGGAGGUGAAGUUUCAGUUGUGCGCCUUCCCCUCCAAUAUCCGCUGUGGUGACCGCUACCCGCUCGAGGUCGCGUUCCUCAACUCUACCAACAUCGACCACCCAAAAGAGGGCAAGACCAUCAAGUGCUGCCUCACGCACACGUCCGUCGUCCAGGUGCCCCGCGCCGGCUGGUGCCUCGUCAUCGUGAUCACUGCCACCGUGAAGAGUGGUGCACCACACCCCAUUUGCCCGGAUCUACUGCCGGCGAUCGGGCACGAGUGCGGCGCACGCCUCGACAAGCCGCGCUACUCCUCUGGUCGACUCUCCACGCACAUCUCGUUUGCCAAGACACCAACACAGUUGACCGGUGAGAGCUCUUCCCAGUUCUUCCUCCAGGUGUCGAUCUUCAAGGACGCCGAGGACGUCUUCACCACCACACCCACCACCAACCUUGCCCUCGAAGAACAUCAAGCCAAACCGAUCUGCAAGGAAGCCAAACGCCGACGCUUGUACCUGAUGUACAACACCGCGUCAUCACCUGUCCAUACACUGCUCGAGGCCAAACUGCGCGCCGCCGAUGCUAUCGAGAUGUUCUUCCGCGCCGACUCGCCUCAAGGCGAUCUCUCGCUCGGCAUGCUCUUCAACACCGCCACGCAGCAGGGAAUUGUCAACCUGUUGCGCGUCAUCAAGAAGCACGACGAGGCACCGCAGCAGACGCAGUUGCCAGAGGAGAUCGAUCUGCGGCUGUACGAACGCAUACGUGGCAAGAUCAAGCGCGUCGCCGACGUUUCCUACACCGUAACGGUGAAAAGCGACCCGUAUCCGUUCUGCGCGAAGGAGACGAGCUCUCCCGAGUACAUCGCGCUUGCGAAAGAGAAGGUGCGUUAUCCUGCGGAGUCAGAGCAAGAAGACAGCGCUUGCGUCGAGGCAUGGAACAGGAGCGCUCGUCACGACGAGCUCCUCGGCUGGAUCAACGGCGAAGACGUCGCCGCUCACAUCGAACGCUGCACACACAAAGACGGCGACUACUGUUACAACAGUCUCACUGUGGAGAUCCCUGCGGUGCUCGCGUUUGUCGACCCCCUCGAACUGGCUGCGGACGGUGGCGGUGGCGAAGACAUGGGUGCCACACAUGAUCGGGAGAAGCCUGCGGGUCGUGGGCGGACAACGGAUGGUGAGAAAGAGACCGCAGAGACCGGCACCACUCCCACCAACGGCGCUGCUGCUCUAGCCGAGGCCAAAGAUGUGUACGCGCUAUUGUCUUGUUUGCGGACAACUUUAUAA
This is a messenger RNA of Acanthamoeba castellanii str. Neff, 1326 nucleotides long. RefSeq lists its product as uncharacterized. NCBI's taxonomy places the organism in Eukaryota, Discosea, Longamoebia, Acanthamoebidae. The record is from RefSeq and is a predicted model, not a curated record. The transcript is spliced from 2 exons. The coding region runs from base 1 to 1326 and encodes 441 amino acids.